UCAAACUUGGACUCAAAAAGUCUUGAGAAAUAUUCAAUGGCAGUGUUCAAAGUAACUUGUGUAGCUCUUGUGGCAGUGACAUUGCUCUACUUGGUCACACUCGGCGUAGCUCACCCGGUUGGUUUCAACUUUGGCUGGGGAUGGGGUAGUCACGGUGGAAAUGGUGGCCACGGUGGACACAGCGGCAAUGGUGGAGGAGGUUACUCUGGUCUUUCUCCAGAAUACUAUCAGUUCUCAUGUCCCCAAGCUAAUGACAUUGUCAUGUCUGUGUUGCACAAGGCCAUUGCAAACAAUCCCAGAGUGGCUGCCUCUUUGCUUAGGCUUCAUUUCCAUGACUGCUUUGUUCAGGGUUGUGAUGCAUCUGUGCUACUGGACGACAGCGCGACAAUUUCGAGUGAAAAGAAUUCUGGUCCAAACAAGAACUCACUUAGAGGGUUUGAAGUGAUAGAUGAGAUCAAGGCUAAGUUAGAAGAAGCUUGCCCUCAGACUGUUUCUUGUGCUGACAUUCUUGCCCUAUCUGCUAGGGGUUCAACUGUACUAAGUGGUGGACCAAAUUGGGUGUUACCUCUAGGAAGAAGGGACUCAACGACUGCAAGUUUAACUGGCUCAAACAGAAACAUACCUGCACCAAAUUCCACCCUCCCAACCCUCUUAAACUUUUUCCAGCGUCAAGGCCUCGAUGAAGUAGACCUUGUUGCACUCUCAGGAGGGCAUACGAUUGGGAUUGCAAGGUGUGUGACAUUCAGGCAGAGGCUGUACAACCAAAACGGGAAUAACCAACCUGACUCGACUCUUGAAAGAUCCUACUUAUUUGGUUUGAAAUCGGUUUGCCCUAGUUCAGGUGGUGACAACAACAUAAGCCCCUUGGACUUGUCUUCCCCUGCAAGGUUUGACAACUCCUACUUCAAGCUCAUACUUUUGGGAAAAGGACUUCUUACUUCUGACCAAGUGCUUCUCACCGGUAACGUGGGGAAGACAAUGGACCUGGUGAAGAGCUUUUCGGAUGAUGAGGGCCUCUUCUUCCAGCACUUUGCCAAGUCCAUGGUUAAGAUGGGGAACAUUAGGCCUCUCACUGGAUUAAAGGGUCAAGUUAGGAAGAACUGUCGCCGUGUUAACUAAAGUACUUAAUUAA
Molecule: messenger RNA, 1132 nt
Organism: Fragaria vesca subsp. vesca
Lineage: Eukaryota; Viridiplantae; Streptophyta; Magnoliopsida; Rosales; Rosaceae
Product: peroxidase 9-like
Exons: 4
Coding region: 37-1119 (360 amino acids)
Biological process (GO): response to oxidative stress; hydrogen peroxide catabolic process
Molecular function (GO): peroxidase activity; heme binding
Source: RefSeq, a predicted model, not a curated record